This is a messenger RNA of Thlaspi arvense, 2235 nucleotides long. NCBI's taxonomy places the organism in Eukaryota, Viridiplantae, Streptophyta, Magnoliopsida, Brassicales, Brassicaceae. The record is from the annotation of a GenBank genome assembly.
AUGGUUGAUAGCAGUAAUAAGAAGAGGAAAGAGUUCAUCAGUGAAGGAGACAUCGCCGCUCUUUUGCAGAGAUAUGACGCGAUGACGAUACUGAAGUUGCUACAGGAAAUGGCAUAUCACGCUAAACCCAAGAUGGAUUGGAAUGAGUUGGUGAAGAAGACUAAUACUGGAAUUACAAAUGCUAGAGAAUACCAGUUGCUGUGGCGGCAUCUUGCUUAUCGAGAUUCUCUCUUCCCCAUGGAAGAUAAUGCUCAACUUCCGGAUGAUGAUAGUGACAUGGAGUGUGAAUUGGAAUCUUCCCCUGCAGUCAGCGUCGAUGCAGUAGCGGAAGCUGUUGCGCAUGUGAAAGUGAUUGCUGCUUCCUAUGUGCCAAGUGAGUCUGACAUUCCUGAGGACUCAACCGUUGAGGCUCCCUUGACCAUUAACAUACCUUAUGGCCUGCAAAAGGGGCCACAGGAACCAUCAGACUCGUAUUGGUCGUCAAGAGGGAUGAAUAUCACUUUUCCUGUUUCUCUUCAGAAGCCAGCUGAGGGACAAAAUGGAAAUGGGUUAGCCAGCAGCAUGGCUCCUCGGAAGAGAAGAAAAAAAUGGUCAACUGAGGAGGAUGAGGAGCUGAUCGCUGCUGUGAAACGACAUGGUGAUGGCAACUGGGCCCUUAUGGCUAAGGAAGAAUAUGAAGGAGAGAGAACAGCCUCACAACUCUCUCAGGUUGUAAUUUAUUUGGCUGAUAUUGUUUCGUAUCUUUGGAUAAUCUUCAUGUACUUUGUGCAUCCUCUCGUAUCAGCAUGCCGGUGGGGGACUAUAAAAAAAAAGUACCUAGAGAUGGUAAACUCUUCUUCCCAAUCUGGCCUACAGCGAACAGAAGCACAAUUGGCAGCUAAUCGUGCAUUAUCUUUGGCAGUGGGAAAUCGAGCUCCCUCAAAAAAGCUCGCAGUAGGUAUACCUCCAACUCCUUCAUCCGGUAGCAUCGCGGGAGCACAAGCCAAUGGUGCCAACAGUGGUAGUUCACUGCAAGGUCAACAACAAUCUCAGCCAGUAGUUCAAGCACUGGCCCGGGCAGCAACAUCCGUUCCAGCUGCGAAAUCUCGACUCACCGCAAAGAAAACAGCAGCAAAUAACUCCACUUCGAGAGCGGAACUAAUGGUAACAGCCAAUUCAGUAGCUGCUGCAGCCUGUAUGUCUGGCUCGGUAACUGCUGCAUCAGUGGCAAAGGUUGAAACAGGAAAGAACGCUGUUCCUGUGUUAGUGCCAAAGGUUGAACCCGUAAAUCCCGCUUCCUCCAUAGCCUCUUUCCCUCGUCCAUCCGGUUUAUCAUCAUCAGUAACGAAUGGCGAGCCUGCAAAAACCACUUCCACUUCUGCAGCCUCUUUCCCUCGUCCAUCAGGUACUGUCUCAGCAUCCAAGCCUGAGCCUGUUAAAUCAGCUUCGCCAGCCUUUACCCCACGCCCAUCAGGUAUUAUAUCAGCACCAAUUGCUGAGCCUGUGAAACCCGCUUCUCCAGCCUCUUUCCUUCGUCCAUCAGGUACUCUAUCAGCAUCAAAUCCCGGUCCUGUAAAUACCGCGUCGCCUCGUCCAUCAGGUACUUUAUCAGCACCAAAGGCCGGUCCUGUAAAGAGUGUCGCUGCUGCUGCUACUGCUAGUGCUACUGCUACUAACACUCAAGUGGCUGGACCUUCGAAUAUAAGGAAUGCAGUUAAUGGAAGCCCGAGACCCACGAUGUUUCCAUCAGCUAAAAAGCCUUCACUUGUGGCUCCUCUCUUCAAAGGACCUCCUACAAUAAUCCAGAAUAAAUCAGUUCCUUCUACUUUUGCGUCUUCAAGGUUGGCCCCUAUACACACAGUUCCAACGGCGACUGGAACUCCACAAAAGCCAAGUGCAGGAGCGGCGGUUACCGCCACCGCCACUGGCAAGCCGGUUGUUGUACAGAAAGAGCAAACGCAGGAAAUCAGAGCAAGCCCCUUGGCUACAACAACACUUCAGCCAAAUAAAACAAUCUCAACAAACUCAGUGGUUAACACAGUGAAGCCAGUGGCUGAAAAAGUGGUGACUCCACCUGAAGUUGGUAGUAGUAGCACCGAUAAAGGUUCGUUGGCCAAACCAUCUGAGAAAGAGAGUAGUACCACGGUUUCACCUCUCGUUGUUGCUGAGGCUGAAUCAAAACCCAAAGAUGAAACAAGUAAAGAAAAAAGUACAGAUGCUGCAACCGUGACAGGGACCGUGCAGAAGGGGUUGUAG